Molecule: messenger RNA, 318 nt
Organism: Empidonax traillii (willow flycatcher)
Lineage: Eukaryota; Metazoa; Chordata; Aves; Passeriformes; Tyrannidae
Product: REST corepressor 2-like
Exons: 3
Source: RefSeq, a predicted model, not a curated record
AUGGCGGCGGCCGCAGCUCCUCACGGCGCGGGGGGCGCGGGGGGUCUGAGGGGCAACGACGAGACCGACGAGCACCGACCCCCCCCCGACGGGGACACGGAGCCCCCAGACCCCAAAAAAGAGGGGCCGUUCCCGCGGGCGGGGCCGCGCAAGGAGCCCCCCCAGUACCGGCACCACCCCCCCCCUCGGCAGCGGCGCCGCCCCCCCAAAGGGAUGCGCCUGAGCCGCCAGGACGUGGCCGAGGUGACGGCCAACCCCGACCUGGGGGCCCGGGCCCUGCGCCAGCUCGACGGGCAGCUCGUGGCACUGAAACGGCAG